This is a messenger RNA of Vigna unguiculata (cowpea), 810 nucleotides long. Its product is annotated as zinc finger protein ZAT8-like. The record is from RefSeq and is a predicted model, not a curated record. Gene Ontology annotation, biological process: response to stress; response to chitin. Lineage: Eukaryota; Viridiplantae; Streptophyta; Magnoliopsida; Fabales; Fabaceae.
UGCAAAGGAAAAACAAGGGUAGUUAUGCCACUCUCCGCGUAAUAGCAACAUAACAUGCACCUUCCUCACACAUUCCCACUCAUAUAUGUUAUGUCUAUAUAUUUAAGAGUGUAGUGUAGUGUCUUCAAAUUCUCACAGUAAAGCAACCUACGAUGAAGAGAGGCAGAGAAGAGGGUGAAUUAGACAACAUGGCUAAGUGUUUGAUGCUAUUGACGAAAGUUGGUGAGAGUGAUGCGAAAACAAAACAUCAAGUUGGUGAAAUGGGUGAUUUCAAGUGCAAAACUUGCAAUAGAAGGUUUUCUUCUUUUCAAGCACUUGGUGGUCACAGAGCAAGUCACAAUAAACCAAAGCUCAUGAUCACAGAUCUUUCUUGCCAUCACCAGUUACCUAGUCCAACCACGAAACAACAAUCUAGGAUGCACCCAUGUCCCAUUUGUGGCCUUCAGUUUGCCAUUGGACAAGCCUUGGGAGGGCACAUGAGAAAGCAUAGAACUGCCAUUAAUCAUGGUUUGUUCAAUAAUCGUAGAGAUUCGGGUUCUUUGUCCAUUCUCAAGAAAUCUAAAGAUGGUGGAAGGUUGAAUCUGUGUUUGGACUUGAACUUGAUGCCAUUAGAGGAUGAUGAUCUUAAGCUCAAUCUCAGAACACCCGUUCUCGAUUGUUUCAUUUGAUCGAAAAUUUUGUACUUAACCAGAUUCUUUUUUUUUUGCCUUACACAGUUAUUGUGUAUUUUUUCGUAAUUUUAUUAUCUAGCGUAUGAACCUACUUGUAGUAUUGUAUCGUGUUUAUAUGAAAUUUAUUAGUUCUCAAUUA